CUGCACCUUCGUCCACCACCACAACCUCAUCACGACACCAUGGGCGCACUACUCUCUAUUCCUUUGCUCGCUGUACCUAGCAUAGGCACCAUCGGCACCUUUGCCCUCUCGUGCUGUGGAGCGGCGACCUGCAAUGCCGUCUUCAACUCGUGCGGGAAAUGCGGUAACAGCAUGGCGACCCGCAUCGCGUAUGCCCUCAUCCUCCUCAUAAACUCCGUCAUGUCAUGGCUCAUGCUCACGGACUGGGCCAUGAAGAAGCUUCAACACAUUACUCUUGACUACGUGGAUAUCAAGUGCCAGGGGGAAGAGUGCUAUGGCUAUGUCGCAGUGCAACGAAUCAACUUCGCCUUGGGCGUCUUCCACGCCAUCCUCGCCCUCAUUCUCCUCGGGGUGAGGUCUUCCAAAGACGGGCGGGCGCCUAUCCAGAACGGCUUCUGGGGCCCCAAGAUUCUUGCCUGGAUGGGCCUCGUUGUCGUCACCUUCUUCAUCCCGAACUCAUUCUUCAUUGUCUGGGGCAACUAUUUCGCUCUGAUUGGAGCCUGUCUCUUCCUCCUUAUUGGCCUUAUUCUCCUGGUCGACCUUGCGCACAACUGGGCCGAAUACUGCCAGGAGAAGAUUGAAACUACCGAGUCGAGAUUAUGGACUGGUUUACUGAUCGGUUCGGCCUUGUCGAUGUACCUGGCUUCUGUCGCAAUGACAAUUAUCAUGUAUAUUUUCUUCGCGAAGAGCGGAUGCUCGAUGAACCAGGCUGCCAUUACUGUCAACCUCCUACUCCUUCUCAUUGCCUCUAUUGUCUCGAUUCACCCCGCGAUCCAAGCCGUGAACCCACGCGCUGGUCUCGCGCAAUCUGCAAUGGUUGCUGUAUAUUGCACAUACUUGACCAUGUCAGCCGUCGGCAUGGAGCCGGAUGAUUUGCAAUGCAACCCUCUUGUUCGAGCUCGUGGCACCCGCCGAGCUACCGUUAUCAUCGGUGCUAUCGUUACUUUCGUCACCGUGGCUUAUACCACCACCCGUGCAGCUACCUAUGGUCUAGCUUUAGGCUCUCAGGGCAACGGCUACUCUCAAGUCAGUACGGAUGAUUACGAGCAUGGCCUGGUCACCCAACAGCCUGAGUCGCGCCGCGAAAUGCGUGCUGCCGCUCUCCGCGCAGCAGUCGAGAGCGGCUCGCUCCCAGCCUCCGCUCUCGACGACCCCGAUGACAGCGAUGACGAGGAUGAUGAAGGUGGUAGCAAGAACCCUCGUGACGACGAGCGCAACGCCACCCAGUACAACUACUCCCUCUUCCACGUCAUCUUCUUCCUCAGCACCACAUGGGUAGCAACAUUGCUCACCAUGAACUUCAACGCGGACACCGUAGAGGACAGCUUCGUGCCCGUGGGACGCACAUACUGGGCCAGCUGGGCCAAAAUUGUCAGCGCCUGGAUAUGCUACGGCAUCUACAUUUGGAGUUUGGUCGCACCACUCGUUCUACCUGAUCGAUUUGAUUACUAGGGGGAAGGGGGGUGGUGGGG
Molecule: messenger RNA, 1511 nt
Organism: Mytilinidion resinicola
Lineage: Eukaryota; Fungi; Ascomycota; Dothideomycetes; Mytilinidiales; Mytilinidiaceae
Product: TMS membrane protein/tumor differentially expressed protein
Exons: 4
Coding region: 40-1491 (483 amino acids)
Cellular component (GO): membrane
Source: RefSeq, a predicted model, not a curated record